Molecule: messenger RNA, 3356 nt
Organism: Effrenium voratum
Lineage: Eukaryota; Dinophyceae; Suessiales; Symbiodiniaceae
Source: the annotation of a GenBank genome assembly
AGGACAACGAGAUCGUUGACGCCAUUGCACAGUCAGUGGACGGCUUGCUGCUACCAGAAGUGGCCAAGCCCCUGCUGCUGCGUUUCGGAUGGCGGCAGCGGGACAUGGAGGAGCAAGAGGAUGCGUCCUUCACGCUGUGGGACCCGCCAGAGGUCGCUCCUGUACAUAGCUUUCUGCAGCUCGGCAUUCAGCCGCCCCCGCCAAGCCCCCCUGGACUCACGGAUUCCGUGUGGUCGGUCAUCAUCUCCUUCGAUGCAGAGCUGCCCUUUGAGUUGGUGUGGCAGUCUGUCGAGCUGGACGUGAAGAACGCCUUCACCAGCGUGUCCAACAAGUGGUCAGAGAUUGGCUGGCCGGGCGGGGAGCAGGAGAUGCUCGAAGCCGUCCACAAGGCGGUCGCAGAGCACGGCGAGGCAGCUGUAGCGCGGGGGCUUACGCACAGCUCCGCCACCCGCAUCGCUGAGCGGCUCAUGGUGGCGGUGGCGUGCCGGGUGGUCGCCGAGCCGGAGAUGGCCGCCCAAGGUGCCAGCACCCAGCGAAAGAAGACGAACCUCCGAGAGUUGGUGGAGAUCAAGACAGAGGACGCCUGGAUGCCGGCGGUGCUGGUGCAACAAGAGCCCCAGAUGCUCUACGUGUCUUUGAGCACCGGCGCCUUAGCCACCGGUCAGCACCGAAGCGUCACCGCCUUCGAAGGGCCCCGGCUCUACCCAGUGCCGCCGGCGGAGGCAAACGUGCAGACCAGAGCCGACUUCCAGUCGCUGGAGCGUGGCGCGGAGUCCUCACGCAUCACUCGGCGCUUUAACGUGGACUGCCCCGCGACGCCAUCCAUGCCAUCACCUCCGCGGGGUGGCAAGCCGCUGCCGAAGCCCUCGCUGGCCUACCAUCUUGGAAGCUCCUCAGGCACCACCGUGAGCGUGCUGCGGGGCAAGGAAGUGAAGGUGGACGGCUGCAGUUGGGUCUCCUCCAGCUGGACCACCGUGGGCCUUCCGGAGCUCAGCAGCAGCGGCAAGGUCUACUAUGAGCUGCACAUCAAGUCCCACGACACCCCACAGAUAGGCUGGGCCUCCGAGAAGUUCCGCUUCUUCGGGGACACCUGGCUCUAUGGGGUCGGGGAUGACCUCGAGAGCUGGGGCGUGGAUGGCGCGCGGCAGAAGAUCUGGCACGGCGGAGAGGCCGGCGUGUAUCCCGUCCAUUGGCCGAAGGAGGUGGUUGUGGGCUGUGCCGCGGACGUGGCCAGCGGCUCUUUGCUCUUCAGCUGCGACGGGACUUGGUCCUCCGCCACCUUCACGGGCGUGCAGUGCGCCUGCUUGUACCCGGCGGUGUCGGGCCAGAUGACGGCGGCCUUUAAGAUCCGGCCCCAGGAGUGGAAGUACGCUCCUCCCGACGCCUCCUUUCGGGCUCUCUCCGCCGGAGCCCCGUGCCCGCAGCCGGCGCCGCCCGUGCGCUUUCCGGAUGACUGGGCUUUGGCCAAAGGCUUGCAGCACCUCGCCGAGCGCCAAAAGGUGGAUUUGCUCACCACGCUUCAUCUCUCGUGCUCGGUGGUCCUGCCAUCUGUCGAGGACUUGUCAGGUUCCUCCAGCGCGGGGGCGGAAGUCCCAGUGAGCGAUGCUUCGGAUGAGCUCUUUGGCUUUGUCCUCGAUGCGGACGGCCAGCCCAGAGCGGGUGAAGAGUGGAUAGAGGAGACGCUGCGUGCGCUGCAGCUGGGCACUCACACGGCGGCCGGCGCGGCCCUGCGCCUGCUGUGGCAAGGGGACGCGGAUGUGCAGUCCCGGCGUCUCUCCGCCAAGCUGCAGGACCUCUGCUCACACCAGGUGACGCUUGUCAGCGAUAGCAUGCCCUCCUGGGUCUUACGGCUGGGCACUAUGAUGCCUCAGCUCUUUGACCGCCAUAGUCGGGAGGUGCUGCUGAGGUCCUCCGCCUUUGGUCUGCCAUUCGCGGUUCACGACCGGCAGACACGGGAGGUGGACCGGCGCUACAGCGAGGUCAUGAAGGCGGCGGAGGGCCGUGUGGCCCAGGCGAAGAACCUGGGGGAUCAGCGGGCGCUGUCGCAAGCCUAUGAGCACCUCUUUGAGCUCACCAAGCAGAUCUCUCAGGAUCCCGAGGUCUGGAUCGGCUCGUUGACCUCGGAGCUGGCCAAAGUGGACAGGGAACGCAUCUGGGAAGAAGCCACCGCCCUGGCGGAGUACUGUGUCUCCUCCACUGGUGUGGUCGAGAUCCAGUUUAAGGAUGAGACGGGCUUCGGGCGCGGAGUAACGCAAGGCUUCUUCAGCGAUGUCGCCAAAGAGCUGCAGCGCUCCUCCAACAACAGCGACGUGCCCAUGUGGGCUCAAUGCCUGGAGUCGGAGGGUGAGUUCCUCCGCAGCCGCAGGGGACUCAUUGUGCAGCCUUUGGACGGAGAGGAGUCCCGGCUACCGGAGGUGCUGCAGAGGUUCCGGUCCCUAGGGCGGCUUCUAGCUCUGGCCCUCAGGGAGUCCUUUGUGGUGCCCUUGCCUUUGUCGGCCACGCUGCUGCGACAGCUGCGCGGUGGCAAGGUGGGCUGGGAGCAUUUGCCCCAACCCGGGGACGGGCUCUCCGGGGAGUUCGUGGGAGCCUGUGCUUCCUUCGCUGCUGAUUUACAAGGCCUCAGCCAAGAAGAGAGGCAGCAGCGCGCAGAGGAUCCCGGCUGGGCCGCUCGGUACCUGCAGUCCGCCGAGAGCCACGGGAGCUUCUACGACUGGGCCACGAGCGCGGAGUUCGUGGCCACCGGCUUCGGCGGCCCGGCGCUGCCGGGGGGGAGAAGCGCCACGAGCACCUCCAGCGGCCUGCGCCAGGUCACCCUCGACAGUCUGGAGGACUUUGUGGAAGCGGCGACCUCCUUCUGGUUGGACACCGGCGUACGGCAGCAGGUGCAGGCGCUGCGGAAGGGCGUGUGCGACGUGCUGGGCCGGUCGCGGGCCGGCGCCCUGUGGCUCUUCACGCCGCUGGAGCUGCGAGAGUUGCUCUGCGGGGCGGAGGAUGUCACUUGGACCAGCCAGGACCUCUACGAGCACUUGCACGUGGCCGGGGGUCUGGCGCGAGAGGAUGAGGUCAUGGUCUGGCUCCGGGACGAGCUCUUGGAGAUGAGUCAGGGCCUGCGUGCGCGGUUCCUGGACUUCGCCACGUCGUGCCCUCGCCUGCCCCCGGGAGGCUUGGCCAGUCUGAAAUUGACGGCCUCCCCGUGCGCAGGACGCUUCCCCAGAAGCCGGGCCUGUGCGAACCAGCUGUACCUGCCCAAAUACGAGACACGGGAGGAGCUGCAUGAGAAGCUGACGGAAGCCUUGCUGGCUUGUGAGGGUCACCAUGAAUUGGACCACUGACACCCGCGGAUCAUGUCGUCUUCU